AUGACCAAGCCCCAACAUCUCUGCCUACUCGCUCUAGUCUCAGCAGCUCGCGGACUAACAUCAUUUCCAUGUUCAUUACUUCACAAGCAAUCACUAGAACAUACGUGUUCCACUGCUUUACGCUAUCAAGAUGAUGCCUUUGUUGAUGUGGAAGUCCUCAGUCACCAAAAGAUUGAUCUACUGCGAUCCCAAUCCAGAACGACAUCAGAAUCAAAGGACGAUGGUACUUCCUCAGCGGAAGCCAUAAUUUCAUACAGAGAAAUUAGGAUUCCAUUGGAUUGGUACCCUGAACGACAAAUAGUAGUAGGAAGAGAGGAAGAUGGUGCCGAGGGGUCUACUGCGUGUUCGGCUUAUCGACUGAAAGAAGGUACUCGGAUCGAAUCACACACAACAAUGGUCAAAGUAGUAGAAUGGAAGAAACAGCCUGGUGAUGUUGUGACUCAAGGUGAUAUCAUGGUCAUCCUACAAAAGAGUCAAAUAGAUUCCUAUGGAAGGACGGUCAACAAACAACGUAUUGAAGUGGCAUCCAAAGAGGAUGGAAUAUUGAAGACUAUUGUCAUUCCUCAAGGCGAAGAAUUGAACCUAAGAAAGCAAAAAUCGCGGUCAUUGAUUGCGCUCUUUCAUCCAACAUUGUUCCUUUCCAUUGAUAUUGAUAAAAGUACACGGAUGGAUACUGUUCUGCUCCGCCAGAUCCAACAACGAGAGGAGUCCGAGAACGCGGAAGUUGAAAGAAGGGAAAGCAAAGAACUCAUAAUCGAAAAAGAAUCUUCUCCUAUCGCGCUGGAAAUUGAAGGAGAGAAUGACGAAAACUAUACCGGAUCUUUCCAUAGAGCAUUCGAAACAAACCAAACCUUCAGUGAAGAAAAGGCUUCACCGACAUCAUCAAACGGAACGAAGACUAAACAAGAAGACAAUGGGAGCCAUAGAGUCAUUUCGGAAAAGCCAUUGUCAACAUCGUUAGACUCAACAAAUUUAGAGAGUGCACAACAAGACAACCACAAAGGCUACAAAAUCUCAGACGUCAAUAACAUAACACUUAUGGGUGACACAGAAGCCAUUCGUGCUAUUGAAUCUGGUAACGCAACCAAUAUGAAGCCUAACAGCAAAGUGGAAGACGACGUCGUGUUGGAUCACGAAAGAAUAGUUGAUCUGGCAGUAGUAGCUGUUGCCAAUCAAUUGUUUAGCAAUUUCGAUUCGACAGCGUCAAAACCAACUGAUCCUACAACGAACGCCAAGCUGCCCCAGAACGCAACAACAUCUAGGCAAGAAGCUCAGCCCAACAAAAUAAUGCAAGACGUGGUGCAUGCUAAUGACGACAAGGAUAUCCUUAAGCCUUUCAGAAACAUUGAAGACGAUGCCGUGUUAGACCACGACAGGAUAGUUGAUCUUGCAGCAAAGGCGGUGGUAAAUGAGUUGUUUGGUGAUCUCUAUUCGACAAUGUCAAAGACUACAAAGGCAAAACCAAAUGAACCCAUCUCAAAUAUCAAGCUACCUAAGAGCGCAACGACAUCCAAGCAAGACGUUCAGCACAACGUGGCAAUGCAAGAAGUAGUUCAUGCUUCCCAACAGGCAUCACCGAUUAAAAGUGAAGAGGACUCUCGACAAAGCAAGGAGAAGCCAUGGGGAUCCAAAAAGUCGGAAGUCUUUACCGUAAUCGUUGAUUUCUUUACCGAAAACUUCCAGAAGACCCAUUCUUGA
Messenger RNA from Cylindrotheca closterium, 1698 nucleotides. Lineage: Eukaryota; Bacillariophyta; Bacillariophyceae; Bacillariales; Bacillariaceae. The record is from the annotation of a GenBank genome assembly.